AUGACGCUUAUCCUCUGUGAGGAGCUAGGCAUCGAGUACGAUUUGAGGAAAUACAACAGAUCCCCAUUACUCGCUCCUCCCGAGUUCAAGACGCUGCAUCCCUUAGGGUCUGCCCCUGUGAUCGAAGAUGGGGAGGUGAAACUAGCCGAGUCAGGCGCCUGCGUUGAGUACAUUGCUCAGACACAUGGUAAAGGGCGACUUGUCAUCGCGCCGGGCCACAAAGACUACGCGCAGUAUCUAUACUGGUUUCACUUUGCGAACGCUAGCUUGCAAUCCGCAUUGAUGAGAGACCUAGCGCUGAAGAUAGCUGGUGGCACCAGCGAUGGAACGGGGAGGAGCAGUGACAUAUCAAAGCGGUUCAAAGAGAAGCUAUCCAUUAUGCUGACCAUGAUGGACGAUCGAUUAGCGACAGUACCCUGGCUCGCAGGUGACCAAUUCAGUGCCGCUGAUAUCAUGGUGGUGUGCUGUCUCACAACGAUGCGCUGCUUCAAUCCAUACGACCUAGGCGAAUAUGAAAACAUUUUGGCGUAUCUUGCACGUGUGUCAGCACGAGAUGGCUACCGCCAGGCCAGACAAAAGGGGGAUCCCGAACUUGAUAUCGGCCUUUUGGCGGGGGCUGCACCACCUCCAAGUCCGCAACCCACGCUGGUUCAUGCGACACAGGACCAAUAAGAUGAAGACCGAUGAAACGAAACUGGAUUGAUGACAUUCCCGGCACACCUUGACGGCUGGAAGUCUAGACCUACCCGACUUUACUCGGCUGCACUUGAUACAGAAGUGAUGCCACUCUAUC
This is a messenger RNA of Xylaria bambusicola, 793 nucleotides long. Its product is annotated as putative glutathione S-transferase. Lineage: Eukaryota; Fungi; Ascomycota; Sordariomycetes; Xylariales; Xylariaceae. The transcript is spliced from 3 exons. The record is from RefSeq and is a predicted model, not a curated record. The coding region runs from base 1 to 672 and encodes 223 amino acids.